This is a messenger RNA of Pseudogymnoascus verrucosus, 1292 nucleotides long. It is a transcript of the gene CYC3, whose product is annotated as holocytochrome c synthase. NCBI's taxonomy places the organism in Eukaryota, Fungi, Ascomycota, Leotiomycetes, Thelebolales, Thelebolaceae. The transcript is spliced from 3 exons. The coding region runs from base 131 to 1087 and encodes 318 amino acids. Gene Ontology annotation, biological process: cytochrome c-heme linkage. Gene Ontology annotation, molecular function: holocytochrome-c synthase activity. The record is from RefSeq and is a predicted model, not a curated record. Gene Ontology annotation, cellular component: mitochondrion.
UCCCCUUCGCUAUUUGCCUUCAUUCCACGCCCAUAACCUAUUCGCAUAUUCGCAUUAUCCCGCAGUUCGUCCAUCUUGAAUCUGGACGACUUAUAAUCUUUAACGUACCUCUACUCGUCAUAUCGCAAACAUGGGAUGGUUUUGGGCAGACCAAGCGCCUGCGACGCCCCCAACACACCACAACGCCUCCUCCAUCGAUAAAAGCCGCAGCCCUCCGCCAGAAUGUCCCAUGCACCAAAAGUCCGCCGAUGCCCUCAAGCCCGCGCCAGCGCCCGUCACCCAGGAAUCCGCCUGCCCCUACACUCCCCCGAGCGGUAGCGCAGCCGUCCCCUCCGAGCCACGAAAGCCCACUACCACGGAGAAACUCUCCAAGUACAAUCCUCUCAACUUCAUGUUCUCCGACCUCUCACAGGAGCGCGCCGAGAAGCAGACCGUAGCGCUGGACAUUGAGCGCGAGCCGUCGACCAUCCCGAAGGGUACCGGUGGAAACUGGGAGUACCCCUCGCCGCAGCAAAUGUACAAUGCGCUGCUGCGCAAGGGAUACCACGAUACGGAUCCAGAGCAUGUGACGAGCAUGGUUUCUGUGCAUAACUUUUUGAAUGAGGGCGCAUGGAACGAGAUCCGCGUCUGGGAGGGCCUUUUUGCCAAGGGCCUGGGCGAUGGAUGGAGGAAGUGUAUGAAGGGAGAGCAGGGCAUUGUGGAGAGCGGCGUUAUGGAUGAGGCAGACCCGAAGUUGAUGAGGUUUCAAGGGCGGCCAAAGGAGAUGACACCGAAGGCGGCGAUGGUCCAAUUUUUGGGUGGCAUCUAUCCUUCUAGGUUCAAGACCGCGCCUCCCUUCGAUCGCCAUGACUGGUAUGUGGAGCGAAAGAUUGGCGACAAAACCAGCGAAGUCAGAUACGUGAUUGACUACUACGAGGCGCCGGAUGAUGAGGCAGGCGAGCCAGUGUUCUAUCUCGAUGUCAGACCAGCGAUCGACAGCCCAACUCUCGCCAUCGCACGUGCGAUGCGCUGGGGUGGAGACAUUUACUACAGAGCAAGCGGAAAGGAGGUCCGUGAUGCUGCUAAGGAAGCAUCGGACAGCAAUUGAUAUAAACACCUAUUUUUGUAAUUAAUUCGGAGUACGGCUGCUCAGCCAUUCAUGGCUUGAUAGAGCAAUGGGUAAUGAUGAUGGGGAUGGGGCUUGUGGACGUGUAUAUUAGGGCGGGCAGUUUAUUAAUAUCCAAAUCUCCCCUCGAGGAUUUUAUUAUAUGGACUUCAUGUAUAUAUACUAAAUGAAGUUACGGCUUUGGAAA